AAACAGCAACCAAGCAGCGAUACAAACGCUUCGAGUGGAAAGUAUGAGAAGGAUGGCUCUGCGGUCGGAACGCAGCUGAUCGGCUUUGCGCUCAGAACAAGUCAGAACACUGCCGCGUGACAAUCUCGCAAUCAAAUUAGUGGCUCAGUUUGCCUUGACGACUUCUUGACCAAGUUCGACUUGAAGUAGAAACCGAAUGCAUCCAUUGGGUACAAGAACUUGCGAACUUCACAGAGGGACUUGGUCAUAAUUAAGAGGAUGCUUAGCAAUUUUAGUUCAUUAGUGGGUGACAUCUGUGAAGUAUAUGCCUUACCAUGUACGUUCACUGCAGCGGCUGAUUCAAGGCUACCCAUAAGGGUACAAGACAGAACAUCUAGAUCGAAGUUCCAGAUGCUGCGGCUUGUGAUGCCCUCGGUGUUUCUUCUAGUUGGCGGUGCAGGCCUCUUGAAAAGAGUUGCGCCACGUAGGCUGGUACCUUCUUCCCUGCAGCUUGUAUCAGCUAUUACCACUAUCGAGGGCUGGGUGGCUGAAUAUAUCGGUUCAGCCUAUCAAUUGGCCGUCAUUUCAGUGGUCUUCUGAUCAGGCAACUCACAAGACACGUACGAUCUUUCAGUACUCUCGUGAGUCCACCAUAUCCAAGCUCAUCCGCGACUUGUUUUCUUUAGGGCCACUCGGUAAUACUGGUGUUCAGGAAUCGCCGGUCAUGUUUCUUGAUACAACACUUGCAGCAUUGUGUGCGUAUCUGGUUCUUCACUAUCAUGAACCCAGCGGCAUUACCGACGGUCUACUUGUGAUACUUCCCGCACUCGUUGGAGCGAUAUUAUUCGCAGGCCCUCUCACACUAUGGUCGUGUGUUACGACCACUGCAAGUUACUUUUUCGUACUGGUGCUUUCUGUUGUACUCUAUCGUCUCUCUCCAUUCCACCCUCUUGCACAUUUUCCCGGUCCAGUUCUCAACAAGGCCACUAAGCUUGCUGGUGUAUGGACAACGUGGACCGGCCACCAGCACCUAACGAACCAGGAAUUGCAUGUGAAAUACGGCCCCUUUGUGCGAGUCGGACCCAAUGACCUGUCUAUUGUCGAUGUUGACGCCGUCAUUUCUGUACUUGGUCCGACCGGAAUGCCCAAAGGAAGGUACUACAAUGCUCGUCGGGAUCCAAAUGCUCCAAGCAACCUCAUAAUUCUUCAAGGAGAACCGCAUGCACAUCGACGAAGACUCUGGAAUAGAGGUCUCACUCCUGAAUCCUUGCACGAAUAUGAAGCAGUCAUCGCGAAACGGGCGUCUCAAGUCAUAGCUCAUUUCCAAGAGACAAGUUCGGGAGACAUUGACUUGGUAAAAUGGAUCAAUUAUUUCACCUUCGAUGUCAUGGGAGAUAUGGCCUUUGGGCGUGGGUUCAAUAUGAUCUUAGAUGGCGAUAAGGAUGGCUUAUGGGAGACGAUAGAGCAGUGGGCACUUUCUGCAGCUCUCAUUUCGCACAUGCCUUGGGCAAUCAGAUGGUUCGAGAGGAUUCCUUUGGUAUCUAAGAAUCUCAUCAAACUUCGAAAGUUUGGACUUGAAUGUGCAAUGCAACGGAUGAAAGCAGGCGCCACCACAAAAGACCUCUGGUAUCACCUUUCUGAUGAGGCAGGCAUCGAACGAGAGAAACCGUCAGUCAAGGAGGUAGCCUCUGACGGAGCGCUUGCUGUCAUAGCAGGUGCCGAUACCACAGCAUCCGCUGUAGCGAGUUUAUUCUGGUUCUUACUCCAGAAUCCGAAUAUCUACAAGCAGCUCCAAGAGGAGAUCGAUACCGUCUAUGCUGACCACUCUGACCCCCUCUCUACGGCCAAGCAUUCGAAGUUGGUCUACCUUAACGCUUGCAUAAAUGAGGCUCUUCGUCUUCACCCGCCUGUUCCAACUAACGGACCUCGCCAAGUUCCUGAGGGUGCCAAGGCCAGGGUAGUCGCUGGACGGGUGAUUCCCGAAGGAACUCAAAUCUACGUCCCGCCCUAUUCCUUACACCGUGAUCCUCGUUACUUCUCACCAUCUCCGAAUGCCUUUAUUCCGGAACGUUGGCUAGACUCGGACAAGACGAUGGAGUCGGCGGCUUUCAUUCCAUUCUCUUUUGGCCCGGCAAACUGCGUUGGUCGUCAGAUGGCGAAGCAGGAGAUGUUGAUGUUCGCAAGUGUUCUGCUUCAAAACUUCACAUUCUCAUUUGUGGAUGGCUUCGAUGCUGAGGCUUGGCCGGCACAGCUGCAUGAUUACUUCGUUACUACCAGAGGUCCUCUUAUGGUGCGCGCGAAACCACGAAGUGUAUAGAUAUGUGCGAGGGAAAUGCACUUCGUAGUAUGCAUGUUAAGAUACAUCUGAUAUAAUGACUCUACGCCAUCUUUAUCGUAUCGUCAUGUAGGUAGUCGUCUCACCUAGUUUUAUGCGACAAUGGGUGCUCAGUAUGCAGCCCGAGCGAUCAUAGCUUUUCACACAACCUUCUUUCGUGUUGACUAUGAUAAUUGUAUAUCGAUAUCACAAACGGAACAUGCAGUACUUCUCAAUUAUCCUUAGCGCUCUCCCGGGAUGCUGCAUCACUUCUGACGUUUUCUCAAUAGCACCUUCCAUCAGGGGGGAGAGGGAAGAUCGACAGAGCGUACCACCGAUCAGGC
Molecule: messenger RNA, 2637 nt
Organism: Somion occarium
Lineage: Eukaryota; Fungi; Basidiomycota; Agaricomycetes; Polyporales; Cerrenaceae
Source: the annotation of a GenBank genome assembly